This is a messenger RNA of Trichomonas vaginalis G3, 731 nucleotides long. Its product is annotated as organellar and viral DNA polymerase type B. The annotation marks the transcript as partial. NCBI's taxonomy places the organism in Eukaryota, Parabasalia, Trichomonadida, Trichomonadidae. The transcript has a single exon. The record is from RefSeq and is a predicted model, not a curated record.
AUGUUAGCAACAACAGCACCAAACUCGUUAGUCAUGAAUCCAACAUCUAUGUUAGUAGAAAUGAAAAGCUUCAUUCCUUCUUCAUAUACUUUCGAAACAGAAAUCCAGAAGAUAAAGCAAGAACUUCUCCAAGGAGAUUUAGAUUGCACUGCAAAAGAUGAAACAAAUGAAGAAUAUCUUUAUGAAAUGCAGGAUAUUAUUGACCAUCUACCUAAACUUCCUGAAAUACAACAACAAAAGCUUACUAUUCCAGAAUUCGAUGAAAUAGAAGUCAAAGCAACUGACUCAGUAGAAAUAAAGAAGUUCAUACGUAAGGUUAACUAUGAGUUUCUUGGAUUUCAUUGCAACCAUAAGGUUAUGGACAAAGAUUGCGACAUGGUAUAUAAGAACAUCUCUGACCUUUACAAAUCCGAAGAAUUUAAGACCUACGACAACUUUGUUUCGUUAGUUGCAAAAUGUGUUUGGGAAAUAAGAGAUAAAGAUAGUAGGGGUAAGGUAUGGAACGAACAAAUAAAACCCGCAACUUUUGAGUUAAAGAGAGCAAUUGACGCCUUAGUCAUACUAGCAGGUAAGAUUUCAAUGUACAAUGCUAAAAUGAACCCACAAUGUUCAAAAUGUAAAGCAGCAAUGAGGAAAUAUAACUACUCCGUCAAAGAGAUAGAACGUAUGCGAAACGACUAUGCUGACUUAAAGAAAGAAGUAGAGAAACCAGCAGAAGAUAAAAUGGACAU